This is a messenger RNA of Porites lobata, 8356 nucleotides long. The record is from the annotation of a GenBank genome assembly. NCBI's taxonomy places the organism in Eukaryota, Metazoa, Cnidaria, Anthozoa, Scleractinia, Poritidae.
AUUUCCUAGAAAAGAAAUGCGCAACCUGCGGCUUCGUAGUAAUAAAUAGCUUUGUUCGGAGGUAUUUUACCAAAACUUGUUCUCUCGCGAAAAAGAGAUGGAACAGUCUAAAAGAGAUGUAUUGACGGCUCAUCGGGUUGUAAUCGCGGACAACCUACAAGAAAGAAGAGUAAUAGAACAACUCCUUGCCGAAGGUGUUUUGGACCAAACUGAUAGAGAAGAAAUACACGCAGAAACGUCAAGAUUCGGUAAAUGCUGUUUGCUGUUGGAUAAGCUUCCUCGGAAAGGCCCUAAUGCGUUUGACCGUUUCUUGCAAGCUCUCAGACUUUCUGGCCAGGGGUUUUUGGCGGAUAAGUUGUCAGGUAAAUUAAUCAUAAGCUUACAAAGCGGUAAACGAUCACGUUCAUUGAUCAAAUCAAAAUGAACGCAGAGGGCGUUACAAUGUAUGAAUGAGCGUUUGCCGCUUUAAUAUUCCCUUAGCGUUUGAUUGUUUGAACUGAAAAGAUAAAUAUUAUGUGAGGCUAAUAUCUCCACUAAUCUCUGUGUGAAUAAAAUUUUGUAUAAAGUUAGAUCGAGAAUCGUGGGUGCUAUUAAUGUGGUGCCACAAAACAGCAUGGAAACAAACCGCGUCGACUGAUCCCGGUCAUUUUGAUUUUUGGAAAGCAGCAGUAGUUUCUACGUAAAAACCUCCACGCCUAAGACUGAGCGUGGGAGCAAAAAGACAUCGUCUUUAUAAACGUUCAAAUCCUUGUAUUUUCUGAUUGACGUGGUUCGUGUGGGUGCGUGAAUGAUGUGCGUAAAAUAGCAAAGUGGAACAGGGAGAUCAAGUUCCAGACCAUUGAACAAGACUAGUAAACAUAACAUCAAAAGUGUUGGGAAGGCAGCUACUUUUCACCCCCGUUUUUUUCCCUUUCUCCCCCCAGUCCUAGUCCAAUGUUGAACAAAACUUUGAUGUUUGUGCUGGUAAUUGUUCUGUUAUGGUCCCAACAUUGAAUGUGGGUGGAUGGGGGGUAAUAGUAAAAGGGAAAACCAUCUUUUUGAACAUUGAAAUGAACUACUGUUAAGUUGUACAACCUUCCCAACUACUUUUGUCUGGAAUGGUAGCCUGGCUGCAUUGGAAGCUAGCUUGCCUACUUUGGAGGCUAGUGGGAGGCUAUUGUACCUUGCCUUUAUCUUGACUAUUGAACAACAAGGUGGAGACUGGCAAAUUAAAUGCAUGCACAAUAAAGAAUAUUAGAAUAUGAUUUAUGCACCUAUCAAUGGUUUGCCCCAGGAUGGGGGGGCCGGGCAACCCACGGGAAUUAGACUUCGUAAAGCGCACGUGGGUGGGGAUUUUGACAUCCACAACGGUCCCCAGGGUGGAAAAUUUGACUCGACCGCCAUCUUGAAAAGUGGAGAGGACUUGGGAAUGAGUGAGUGGUCCGCCAUCUUGCAAAAUACCCAGAAGUCAUUUCAGCGAGUUUCCCACGUCAAAGGAUGGCUGAACGAAAGGUAAGGAGUAUCGUGUUGCUUUUUUUAAGCAAAAAUGUUGUUUUUUAUACCCAUCAGUUCUCUGUCUUUAAAGUUCUAAUAACAUAAGGCAUUUAAUCCUUCAGCUUUGAGAAGAAAUAUUCACACAAGAGCUCAUUUAGAUCAAAAUUUACUUCCUACUUACCUGUCUUCAGAGGGUGCCGCCCUGCCUCAAGUUUUCGAUACUCUCUGUGUUUACAGAUUUGCUAGUAUACUCCAAAUGUUAAAUUAAAUGAAAUUCUGGUGGUCCCCAGGGGUGGGAAUUUGACUUACAAUGGAGACCCAAGGGUGGGGAAAUUGACAUUUGAAAACCUGAAAAUGUCCAAUUUCCCGUGGGUUGCCCGGCCCCCCCAUCCUGGGGCAAACCAUUGAUAGGUGCAUUACUAUAAAAAAAUACAGGGCAUGUAUGUGCAGAACUUACAGUGCAGGCUCAGGUUAAUGGUGAGCAGUAGGAUUAAAGGGAAAGAAGCCAAGAAAGAUAAAAAGUAAGAAAAAAACAACAACAACAACAAAAAACAAACAAAAAAAAUUCAAAAGCCUGUCUCAUUUUGCUUGUGAGGGAUAUUCCUUACCACUGUAUACCAGGAUUGGUUAAUUCAUCAGUAAUAUUGAUAACAGGGGUGUAACCAGGGGUCCAGGUAUCUACAAGUGGAAUUGCAUUUGAAUGAACUAUAAUAUAACAUAACCAUGCAAACAUUAUAUGCAUCACUUGGUAUUAUUUUAUAGGAGAAUCCAGCACAGGAGCAAAUUUAAGCCCAUCAAGGUCAUUUGGUCUCCCAAACAAGGUUCCUAAAUUUGUUGGCAGGUCAGAUGUUUGUGAGGAAAUCUCAGGGCUGCUGACUUCUCUAGAAACAACACUCGUAUCUCUGAUUGCUCCACCUGGAUUUGGAAAGACAGCUAUUGCGAUUACUGUAGGCCAUGAGAUGCUAGAAAAGGGAAAAGAUGUUUUGUAUGUUUCCUUAAGAAGAGUGGACUCUGUAGAAGGUGCGGCAAAGAGGUUGCUCGAGGCGAUAGGCAUCCCAGUUGACAAGGAUCCUGUCGCGCAAGUAAAAAGUUUCCUCUCAUCCCUUAAAAAGGAAACCAUGCUAGUCCUGGACAAUGCUGAGGACUUGCAAAAUGCAGACAAGCCUGCCUGUAAUCAGUUUUUGGAGGUAGUUGGUGAACAUGGAAAAAAUCUUGUUAUUUUAAUAACAAGCAGGAAUCCAUUGUCACUAUUUGAUUUUCCUUUCAAAAAGCAUCGCAUUCCUCUGAAGCCUUUAGAUGAUGAAGCAUCAUUUUUCUUUCUGAAACAUUAUGCUCCUAACAUUUCAGACCAGCUUGCAAGACAUUUUGCAAAGCCAAAGGUGUGUGGUGGUGUUCCUUUGUUUUUGAAAUUGACAGCAUCAUUCUUGGAAAGCAAGACAAUCGAUCCCAUAGAUCUUCACAGAAAGCUUAAAAACUGUCCACAUGGUUUUCUGAAAGUAAAGGAUCCUAACAUUCAAGAAUUUUUCUCCCUUCUUAAGGUUUUCUACAAUCAUUUACACCCUGAAGUGAAAAAGGGUCUUUCUUGGCUAGCUGCAUUUCCUUCUGUUUUCACCAAAAUGGAAGCAAAGAAUGUUUUGUUUCGCAAAGAUGAUUACUUGGAUUUUCAAAUCUUACUUAACAGUUUAGUGUCUCACUCAGUGGUUCAAGAAGAAGAAGUUGACAAUCAUCAGCAGUACAGUCUGCAUCCAUUGGUGCAAGCUUUUUGCAUUGCAUGCAGAGAGGAUGAGUGUAAAGGGUACAACAUGGCAAUCAAGCUUUUCUCAUGUCAUUAUCUCUCUCUAUUACAACAACUGAAUGAUGAUUUCAUUACCACUAACUGCAAGGUUGCCAUAGACAAGUAUCAGAUGAACAAAGCAAACAUUGCUCACGCCCUUUCAGCAUCAACAGAGGAUGAAAUUUUAAAAUGUUAUGGAAUUAAUGUGUCAACAGAGGCUGUGAAUUUCCUGGCAAAAGUCAUGAACCAGGAUGAAUUUAUGUCAACAUAUGACAAGUUUCUGGAGGUUGCAGAAAUGCUGCCUGACAAAACUCUUUACAGUGAGUGCCUUGUGUCCAUUGGAUUCAAACAGCUUUGUUAUUAUGGCUACAAAGAUGCCUAUCGCACAAAAGCCAAAAUGAACCUUCAAAAAGCACAUGAUCUGCAAAUUGAUCUUGGAAUUUAUGACACAGAAUGUCAAGGUCACUGCAAGUGUAAGCUAGGGCUUUGCACUUUUCUUGCUGGAGACAGAAAGAAAGGCAUCUCCCUCAUUGCACAAGGUAUUGGUGUGCGUCGCAAGUUGGUGCGCUCUAAUCACUCAGGAAAAAUGGAACGGAUGCUUUUAGCAGGUGGAUUCUGUGACCUGGGAAGUAAGUACUUAUUUUUACAGAAGUAAAUGACGUAGAUGAUUUUUACAAAAAUUAUGUGUAUGGUUUUAGUAAAAGUGCUUAGACGUUAUCUGUAGUUUACAAGCACUCCACUCAGAUAAUCAUAUUUCGAUGAAAGUCUUGUGAUACAAUAAACAUCGAAUUAAAAUCCCAAUGGGUCAGAGACAAUGCGGUUGGCUAUUUUCAUGCAUGAUCAAGAACUUAAACUUGGGUCAAACUGAGAAACUAAUCCACAGCUAGUAGGACUUAAAUGGGGACUUGCAACAUGUUGUCCCCGUAUCAAUGGCUUUAGCUUAAUUUUUCCCAGGUGAAACUCAAAGGGUACAGAUUUAUGUGUAUAAAGGACAUCAGUGACCAGCCUGCAAAGAAAGCAGUGUCUGAUACCCUGGGGCUAGUAGAUUUUGCUAUUGAGCUGGUGAAUUCUGUUCUUUGUUAACUUGCCACAAUGAGCAAGUUAAGUUUUUGGGGGAGUUCAAAUAUCAGAGAAGAACUGUAAUCAGUGCUCAUCAAAAAAUUUUUUGUGAGCUAGUUGAAAUUACUUUUUGGCUAGUUCAUGUCAGCUACAGCUUGCCUGGAUGGCAAGUUGUAAAUCUGACUUUCUUUGCACCCUGCAUCUGGUGACUUUUGAUAAACUGCAAGGUUUUCCUGCUACUUGGCCUUUUUUGUUGUUGCACAACAAAUUACUGGACAAAGUAUUAUACUCAACAUCAAGGGUUUCAUAAGGCUUUACUCUAUGAACUCAUCAGUACCUUCACUAGAAAAGGUUUAGUUCUACAUUACAGUCAAGCCUGGGCAAGCAUACCCCCAAGAUGCCAUUAAGAAUCAAUUUAUUAUGAUUCAAAAGUUGAAUUAAUUUGUAGUUGUACAUGUAGAUUUCAGAUUCGUUUCUGCAUUCUUGCAUGUGUAAUGAAUUGUGAAACACAUAAGGCAGUUGUGAAAUUUCUACCAGCUCAGUUUCUCUGUACUGAUAAAUAUGUCUUCGAAGCAAUUUUAUCCAUUCAAAGAUUUUCAAUCUGACCAAAUAAAGAGAAGUUCUCUUAAAAUAUCCACUGCUCUUUAUGCAUGCAGGAAUGCCAAUUUGAAUUUGACACUAGUCAUGGGAAUGACUUGUGGAUUCAUUUUUCAAAUAAUCAAUUCAUUAACAGAGUCUUGGAGGGUGUGCUUGACCUGCCUUGACUGUAUCAAGUAAAAACUAACGAGAAGAACCAUUUUUCAGCAGUCAUUAUGAUGUCGUUGUUCACAUGAUUUUCCUUGUUUUUCAUAGUGUGUCCCUCUUAUAAAUGUCACAAUAUAUUCUUACUAUGGGUUUUUCUAUUUUUCAGUGGCCUUGUUUACAAGCGGUCAGCACAAGGCAGCUCUCAAUAUUUGGGAGAAUAUAUGUUUGGUCAAGUACCGUGAGCUGUUGGGUACGCACCCCUUCACUGCCUCACUGUUGGACCACAUUGGUAAAAUUUAUCAGGCCCUUGGUAAACCUCGGCGAGCUGUUUCUUUGAAGAAAGAGUCUCUUAGAAUGAGACACUUACUGUUAGGUAUGCAAGGUUCAUAGUUUUGAAAUGGAAGCAUUAUAUAAACACCUUAAUUUUUUCUAAUAACCUGCUCAUAACAUACAAUUAAUAUGUUAUAACUUUAAGGUAAAUUAUUAAACAUCAGGGAUUAAGAGAAAAUUUGAUUUCAGACUUUUCCUUUGGGCAAGCAGCUCUUGCAUCUUGCUUGUCCAUGACCACUGCUAGAUUUUCUUAGUUAAUGAUUUAUCUUGUUUGUAUUAAAUCUCAUGGGUCUCUAGUAUCAUUUGCCCUGUGAAAUGUUAUCCGAAUUCCAGAAUCCAGGAAAUUUUUGCCCAUGGAAUCCAGAAUCUGGGAAUUUUUUUCUUGUGGAAUCGGAAAUUCUGGGCUUUGGAAUCCAGAAUUGAGCUUACAGAAUCCAGAAUCCAAGUUACACUGACAAGGAAUCCAGAGUCCUUCAACUGGAAUCCACAUCAUGGAAUCCAGAAUCUAAGACUUUCUUGGAUUAUCUUAUACACGUAAAACAUGUUUUGCAUAAUGUUAAUUCAUUACAGACCUUACAACUCCCUAACCCAAUCCUGCUAUCAAUUUUUUGAAUUUUUCAGGUGAUGAUAAUCUUGACACAGCCAGAGCUUAUUAUGGUUUGGGCUGUGCCCUUAAGGGGUUAGGAUCCACACAAGAAGCGUUGGAGAAUUUUAAGAAAGCCCUAGAGAUCCAGUGUCGUGUUAUUGCUUCCAAAGAAGAUAUUGAGAGAACUAAACAAGAGAUCAAUUCUCUACGAGGAAGUGAUGUAAGGGCAGAGUCUACAUGUCGCAGGCUUCAAGAGUUGCACCUUGAAACCCCAUGUAAUAACUUGUCCCAUCACAGUAUGGCAUGUUGAUUCAGGAUGUCACUGGAUUUGGUAUAGUGCUCUACUCACAUGUUUGUGUUUUGAACCCCUUCAAGUAGCCUGGGACCAGGCCCCAUAGUGGGAGAAAAAGGCCAUUUGAGGAGCGGAGUGGUGGACUAGGGACCGGGAACCAGGCUAUCUGUAUGUAGUUGAAUAAGCACCCAGUAGCAGUAAAUGUUUUCAGACAAACAGCUCUCUUCUGUAGAAUUCUUUAUAGUAUACAAUCAGCCCUACUGCUAGUCAAUGAGGCCUGCAGUGCAGAUUACAUAACAGGUUGCAGUGUGCUUACAAAGUAUCUUUUCUAGAUACAGUUCCCAGACACAACUAAGCUGUGGUCAACAAAGCACUGACCCCCAGUUCGUUGACUAACCUGAUGAACUACCCAUAUGGACUACCUUUGAAUAAUUUUACUGUUGGUUACUUCAUGUACUUACCAUUAUAGUCUAUUCAAAAGGCAGUCCGUAUGGGUAUUCUAUUUUUUCAGUCCAUGGGAAGGGUGCUAGUGGUUUUUUCACCACUAACAAGGCACCAAAAUUGGCUUACGUUUGUCUAUAAAGCAGUCUAUACGCGAGUACCUUGCAAACAUUACAAUACCUUACAGUUUUUUGCUUUGCCUACAAGGUUUCUCCGCCCUUUCGUUCCUAGGUAUCGCACACAAGCACUUGUUAAUUACGUACAAUUAAUGGUACAGUGGCCAGACACUUGAACUUCAAGCCCCGUAAUGGAAGUUCAUGUAAGAGCCGUUGUAAGGUGUACAUCGGUGAUCCCAUUUCUGUCGGAUGUGACCUCUUUUAGUCUUGCAUACCCUGUGGCUUGCAGUUAUUAGUGGAUGUAUGAGGAAAAUUGUAAGGCCGGUUUCCUCACAAUGUAAUCGUCUAUGGCGGUAUUAUUAGUUGAGUUAACCUCAUUUGUAUAUUUAUUGUCACCAGGUUAAAGUUGCUUGGCAACAGCCGUUAGAAAAAAUUUCAAACGUUAAACGUUUAUAUAAAAAUGUACGUAAUGUAAUGUCUUCUUCAUCUUACACAGGCAGAUGACUGUUAAGGGUUUAGUUUAGUACGUUGAAAUAAUUUGAAGGUAUAAUUUUUUGUGCUAGACUCGCUGAAACAACGUUCGGUUUUUCUUUCAUCGCAUUUUUCAGGGGCACCCAACGAGAAUAUAGUUCAAAACCAGUUAAACAUAGCAUUGUUAAUCGUAUUUUAGUAUUUAAACGGUAGAUAUAGGCAUAUUUUUAUCCUCUAAAAAUUCUUCAUCUGUUCGGAUUUCCUAGCUGAAAGUCUAGUGAUCCGAAAAUUAUAGGGACCAAAACUUACCUUUUCGAAAAUUUCAGCCAGAAAAAAGGCUUCUGAAAAUUCUAGGUGACCUUUUUAGGGUAAAAAUCUAUUAAAAAUGCGCAAUUAUACCAUUUUUUAGAUGUUCGAAAAUCCUAGGAGAGGCAAGCAAGCAAGAAAUUUUACAAAAGCUGUUCCGAAAAUUGUAGAUCUCAAAUCGUCUUCCGAACAGAUAUUUUCUGAAAAGUGACGUUGGGUGCCCCCGAUUUUUUCCUUCCGAGUCAUACGCUGAAAAAGAUUCAGUCCACUCCAGAAAUAUUCAGAACCGAGGCUUUUAAUUCAGUGUUCUGUCACUUUUUGAAAACAUAAUAAGCAGAUUAAUUGGAGAGGGUUAGCCUAUUCACGUGAACAUUUACGCUUCCAGAAUUUGCUCGUAACCAAUUCAAAAGUAAAAUACAUGCAUACGAGAGGUUUUACUCAAAAGAGUAUUGAGAGGAUUAAUUCCGUUUGUUUGCAAAGCAAACUAAUUUGUAAAAUAAAUUAGUAUUUCUAACGAUAGUGUAGCAUUUUUUAAAAAAUGAACAUAGUUUUAACUUGUGUGUCAAAUACGUUGUAAGUUAGUAAAUAGCAUUGCUACAUUCUUAUUACAGUUGAGGAUAACGUGAAAGACCGCCUUGAAAAUUCAGACCAUUGUGCGGCGUAUUUCGCACGAGGUGAUGGAUCGGAAAUAAUCGAGGCCGGUCGCUUAAGGGAACUUCUUACGUUCGGUUAUGUAAAUGUUUCUUAACUCUGUAUUGUGGUAC